UUCCUCUUGACGAAGAGGCUCGAAAGAUGACUGUGCUGAACACGCACCAAGGCUUGUACUGUUACAAUCGUCUGGCCUUCGGCAUUGCGUCCGCACCGGCUCUGUUUCAACGGCGCAUCGAGUCCCUCCUGCAAGGGCUCCCAAGGGUGCAAGUCUACUUGGAUGACAUCGUCAUCGCAGAAAAGAAACACGACACGUCGACACUCCGGCAGGUGCUGCAGCGGCUACGGGAAAACGGCCUGAAGUUAAACCGAGCCAAGUGCCGUAUCCGGGAGAAGCAAGCGUCCUUUUUGGGCCACAGAAUCGAUGCCCAAGGUCUUCAUCCGGAGCGGACCAACCUCGAGGCAGUGACCGAAGCUCCAAGACCGACCUCGCAGAUGGCCACCCUGACUACGCGGGACAGCCUGCUUCGCCAAGUAAAAGCCUGGAUUUACGCCGGAUGGCCGUCGCACCUGCGCCCGGAGCAGCACCAGUUCCUACCGUACUUCAGCCGCAGAUCUACCCCUAUGAAAGAGGGCAAGUCGCCAGCCGAGUUGUUGUUAGGCUUCAGGCCCAGGACAAGGCUAACCGGCUUCUUCUCGAGGGGCGAGGAAGCGCAGCACAGCGUGGUCGAGCCGCAAGCCCCGGCCACGACACCACCGCCAUUUUCGCCAGGAAUGCCGGUCUGGUCACGCCAGUUCCAGCCGAGGCGGAGAUGGCUACCGGGGACUGUGGUCUCCAGUGAGGGUCGGCGCAUGGUCACGCUACGCACACCGGACGGCCAACAGAGACGGCACCUGGACCAGCUGCGACCUCGAGACGCUUCAGGGUCCCCGGAAGGCGCUGACAAGGCACGUCGAGUCGCCGGCCGGUCGGAGGUGGGAGCAAGGCCGCCCAGCACCGACGAAAGAGAGGUCGCCACCAACGGCGAUCCCGAGGUGACGCCCACAGCAGACCCGGUUCCUCUCAGGCGCUCUACGCGCCUGCGGAAGCCGCCGGACCGUUUGAACUUAUAGGGGGGAGGGGAUGCUGUAUCGCCGUACGGCUGCGUCACCGCAACCAGGAGCGGCGCGUUCCAGCGCAUGCCCGUGCCGGACAUACGUCACCGGCGCGGGAGGUAAAAAGAGAGCGCUUGCCAAUAAACCACGUUUUUCAUGCCCCGGCCACCGGCGAGUCUGGUCGACGUUUCAGAAUGUACGGGAACGCGGACACAGCGAAACCUCUGAGCUAUUUAGCCGGCCAGAAAUUUUCAAUCGGGCUGUCUCAGCUUGUAAACGGUCUCAACGUGUAAACGAUAGUAGAUGUACGCUAUGACAAUCAGACUGUAUCAUGUAUUGUUUGUGUAGAUUUUGUAAAGUGCGUUACAAUUUCGAACGCGUACAUUGCAU
Molecule: messenger RNA, 1367 nt
Organism: Ixodes scapularis (black-legged tick)
Lineage: Eukaryota; Metazoa; Arthropoda; Arachnida; Ixodida; Ixodidae
Exons: 3
Coding region: 27-995 (322 amino acids)
Source: RefSeq, a predicted model, not a curated record